AUGGGCACCAAGGCGACGCAACUGCGGCAGACGACCCCCCCCACGGGCCGCAGCCCGCCUGCGCCAGUCCGCGCAGUCGCCCAUGGCUGGCGCGAUCCUUCCUCCAAUCGAUUCAAUCAAUCCAAUCGAUGCCCCACGGCAUGGCAAGCGAGGCAUGUGGGGCCGCGUGGGGCGAGCCUCGCCCCCCGGGUGGCCGACGCGCGCUCUGGGGAGCCUCCAGUGGCGGAGGAGGCAUUGGAGGGAGAUCUGGAUGGCCUGCCGCUGCCGCCGCUGUCCAAAGGGCCUCCGCUGGUUGGCGACUUUUUUACAUUCAUAGCCAACCAAACGCAGUACUCCGUUGAGCGCGUCAAGGAGCUCGGGCCAGUCUUUCGGCUGAAGAUUUUUGGGUUCAACUGCGUGGUGAUCACGGGGGAUGCCAACCUGAGGCGGGUGCUGCAGGACGAAAGGGAUUUGUUGAAGGCGGUGACCACCAAGGCUCAGCUGUUUUUGCAGGGGAGCAGCAGCCUCAGUGUGCUGGACGGGCCGCCGCACACGCGGGUAAGGAGGCUCACCGCCCCCAGCUUCAGCAUGGCCGCGCUCGGAACCCACAUCUCGGACAUACAGGCGACAGCGAUGGAUUUUUUUUCGGAGUGGGCUGAACAGCCGUCCGUAAAAUUCACAGACGAGGCAAGGCGGUUGACAUUUCGAGUUAUCAGCGACGAUAUCCUCGGAAUGGACCUGUCGGCUGGGGAAGCCCAGCUCAUUGCAGACUUCACCAAAUACAUCCGUGGCAUUUUUUCGUUCGGCAUCAAUUUGGGGCCAUUCACAAAGUAUGGCAGGGCAGUGCGCAGCAAGGAGCGGAUGUUGAAGUCGGUGGACAAGGGAUUGGAAGAAGCGAAGAGGGCCGCGGAGGCUGGUGGGGGAGGGACGAGGGGCCCAAAAUUGCUUGAGAAGCUGUGGAAGUUUCGAGAUGAGGAGACAGGGGAAAGGCUGACAGAGGACGAGAUCCGCGACCAGGUCCUGCUGCUGCUGGUCGCGGGCUAUGCCACCACCGCCAACACCCUCAUCUUCCUCAUGCUGGAGCUCGGCCGCAAUCCCCAAGUACUGGAAAGGCUGCGGGAGGAGCAGGCGGCCGUGGUGGCUGCCCACGGCCCCGGCAUGAGCCUCGAGGCUCUGGAGGCCAUGCCGUACGCGGAGGCAUGUGUCAAGGAGGGCCUGAGGGUGAACGUCGUGGUGCAUGGCCCACCGCGCAAAGUGGUCACCGACUUUGAGAUCGAGGGAUACCGGGUGCCUGCCGGGUGGACGGCCUUUCCACUGAUCGGCCACGUCACAAAACACGGAGACAGCAGGUGGCCGGGGGAGCAUGACGUCUUCAAUCCUGACAGACAUCUCACUGAGGAGGGUCGGAAGCCAGGGUCUUGGGUGCCCUUCGGUCUGGGCCCCCACGUGUGCCUGGGCCGCAAUCUAUCUAUUCUGGAGGCCAAGAUAUUUUUGGCCACGCUGGCCAGAUACUUUGAAGCAUCCAUCAACGAUCUUUAUCCAGAGUACAGAACACAGCCUAGAGAGCCGAAAGACGGGCUGCCGAUCACCUUCACGCGGCGCAGCAUUGAAUGA
This is a messenger RNA of Ostreobium quekettii, 1593 nucleotides long. The record is from the annotation of a GenBank genome assembly. NCBI's taxonomy places the organism in Eukaryota, Viridiplantae, Chlorophyta, Ulvophyceae, Bryopsidales, Ostreobiaceae.